AUGGCGACCUAUACCCACUGGCUCUCCGAGACUCCCACCGAGUACAUGCAGCACUACCUGCAAGAAGAAUGGCAUGCAGCCUCGGACCAUGAUGAGCUGUUGAAGAUACGCUAUUACUCCUUCACGAUUCGAGCAUUUGUCUUUCGCGGUGAUCGUCUUUUCUUGACAAAUAGGACCAACUCCUCAAGCGCUGAAGCGCAGCUCAGCGUUCUGGCGGAUCGGUUGGAUGUAUCUCUGAUGUCGUUAAUUGAAGACGAACCACCAGUCUACCGCGUGGAGCAGGAUCCAGAAGUGUCGAUUAGGGAUCAUGUCCGAACAGCACUGUCAGCACGGUACCACCAUCCGGCCAUUCUGGAGAAUGUCAGGUUCCUUGAUGAGUUCUCCUUUGCUGAGCCCACAGUCCGCCGUCGUGUCGAGGGGAGCACACCUGGCAUUGACUCGCAUAUUUACAUCUGCGACUUCGAGCUCUCGAUCGUCUUGUCGAAGUUCUAUGGCUCCUUGGGAAGUGGACCCGCGUACCGCUGGACGACAGAAGCAGACAUCGACGAGGCACAGCUGGUGGCCGGUCUGGAUCUGAUGCAUAUUUCCGACAUGUUCCGGAAGUACCACGAAUGCAAAGAAGAUGAAGCCUUCCAUGAACGUUGUAAAGACGCCGUGAGAAAAGCCCUAGCGAAGCGUUGGUGGAGAGAGCACACCGACAAAGCCUUUCGCUUCGGUGUGAUAGCUCAUCAGCCUGGCAGAGGAUCGGGUGGGAUCUCAAUCUUCUCCGUGAACCUUCCGGCCGCUGCAGCCAGGAAAGAUGCCGUCUGCAUUGAGCACGAGGGCGCCAGGUACCACAUUGUGGGCCGCUUUGCGGGCGAUUCGGUGCAGCUGAGCACAGAAGUCGAGACGUGGACGCCAAUGAUGAGAGAUGAUGGCAGUAUCGACAUUAGCUGGAACCUGACAUCUGAGCGUACGAUCUUUUACUGA
This is a messenger RNA of Fulvia fulva, 969 nucleotides long. RefSeq lists its product as uncharacterized. The transcript has a single exon. Bases 1 to 969 code for a protein of 322 amino acids. The record is from RefSeq and is a predicted model, not a curated record. Lineage: Eukaryota; Fungi; Ascomycota; Dothideomycetes; Mycosphaerellales; Mycosphaerellaceae.